This is a messenger RNA of Drosophila teissieri, 5313 nucleotides long. RefSeq lists its product as uncharacterized. Bases 287 to 5245 code for a protein of 1652 amino acids. NCBI's taxonomy places the organism in Eukaryota, Metazoa, Arthropoda, Insecta, Diptera, Drosophilidae. The transcript is spliced from 8 exons. Gene Ontology annotation, molecular function: protein binding; RNA binding. The record is from RefSeq and is a predicted model, not a curated record.
CAAGUCAGCUGUUCGUGUCGCUCUCUCGUAAAUUUUAUAAACGUUCUGGAUUUUAUUUUAUUUAUUUCGGAAUUCAUUUGUUUGCUGUGAAAUAUCGUGGCCAAAAAUCAAAACCAGAACGCACUGAUGUUCUCAGGGAACUUGUCGAUUCAAAAUCGUACGAUUUCAUGCACCUUAACAGUACAAACGCGGUCCACUGGCCAAUUGUGAUUCGCAUAUGCCUUAAUUGUUGUAAACAUUUCCUACCGGAAUAGAAAUGUCAUUAGAUUGCUAAGCAUUCCACGUGAUGAGUGCACCACAGCAGCAACCGGGAGACAGGGGAGGAGGAGCUCCGCCAGUCACCGGCAGGGAUUCGGCAAAUCAGCCGGCAAGGAGCUCCACCGCCGGAAGAUCUGGACACUCGAGCACCGGUUCUCGUGGUCUGAGUCCCAACAACUGGCGACAGAACAACUCAAUGAAAUAUAAUUCGCGACCCUGGCACCGAGGCCGUUUGGACAGUGGUCACGUUAACAAUAGAGUGUGGUCUAAUCAUAAUCAAAGGCAAACGCCUUACCCGCAAGCAAACUACGGAAAUCGCGACCAUUCUGACACCCGUGGUUCAAUCCAGGAACGACAGGAGAGAGAUUAUACUAAGAGAACUGAUUUUCGUGAUCGAAACCCUAGGUACUCCGAUGAGAGACACUCUGGCAGAUAUAGUGAUUACCACAGUAGGAACCAUUACCACAGAUACAAGCCUAGGGGAAGUGAGGGGCGAUCCUAUCACAGGGACGAAGGUGCCAGAGAUUCCCCAAAGUCUCCUUAUCAUAAUGAAGAAAGUGGUUCCAGUCUAAUCAGAGCCACAUCUGACAUCAAGCGAAGUAGCGGACACAACUGUGAACCGAAAAGCGAUGCUUGUAAACCUGAACAUACGGAGGGUAACCAAAGUUGUGUAAAUCACUAUCAAACCGAAGAAAAUAAAAUUGAGUUGGGGCUAACUAAGGAUCAAGAAGCUAACAGAACCAGCUCCAACGAGCAAAGUUCUAAUAUCUCUCAACAACCUGAUCGAAUUGCAUCAGAAGACGACCAGAAUACAAAUACGAAUGGGUUGAAAGAGAGCUCGUGUCCUAACAAGCCGAGCAAGGAAUUAAACGACGCCUCUAAGGCAUCGCAGUUUCCAGAUCGAAGAUCAGAGGCACAGUCGUCGGAGGAAAAAUUAAACGUGUCCAAGUUAAGUGAGAACCACCCUUCUGGUGUACAGGCUAGUCAAUCGAUACCACGUAUCCAAGUGCGCCCCCUUACCGAGCUACUGAGGCAGGAGCUCUUCGCAGUCACCCAGGAAAAUCUGUGCAGGACAUCUCUCCUAAGUCCCCCUCCAUCCGCAUUCCCCGCCAACCCCAGCCGUCUGGCCAUUAGGCCCAACCUCAGAAAUCGUCGCCGAACCGUAAGCAACUGCAUUUACAAUGCUGGAAGUCUUGGUCAGGCCGCAGAGAGCGAGGCCGUUUUCAAUGAUCGCAUCGCUAGCAUGGACAAGGAGAGUCUGAAGUACAUAAUCAACAAUGGCGACACUAUAUUUGAACCACACUUACAACUCCAGGCCAGGAGGCGUAUACGCGACGAGAUUCGCCGACAGCUAAAGACAAUUGAGUUGGAUAAGCCUAAGGAUUGUCUGGUAAAGGAAUUAGUCGAGGACGAAAUUGUCGAUUCCAUCAAAUUGCCCGCAUUUCUGCUCGAGGAGAUCGAAAAGUGUUUUGGCAUAGACAUAUCACAGGGUCAGACGGCCAAAGAUUCUGAAGCAGAUCAUCAAGGUACAACAAGGGGCAACGUGGGCGCUGAAAGCCCAGUCCAACAACCCAAAGAAACAAAGGGAACUUGUAACAGCGCAGAAAGUUUAAAAGAUAUCACAGUUAAAAAGACUAAAGCAACUGUUGACGAUAGGAGUCAGAGCACUAAUAUUAGAAAGCUUCAAAGUGAAAUUGCUAGUAAUGAUAACAAUCAUCAAUCAGAAGCCGACGAGCUUAGCAAACCCCUUCGUGAAUUGCCUCAAGAUAGCGAUGAUGGCUCUGUAACAUCGAAUGGGGUCAGUAAAAAGGUCUUGCAAGAAAACAAUAAGAAGAAGUGUAGUAAACAGAGCAGCAAACAAGCCAUUAAAGUAAAUGGGAAUAAGCCAAAGAAUCCGAGACAAGAAGCACUAAUAGCAACUCUGCAACACUGUGAAUCAUUAAAAGGGUCCGAAGAUCAUGUGACAAGUCCGAAAACAGCCGAUGACGUCAACAGUUUCGGGCAAACACACCAAUCUAAGAAUCGUCCGCCCUUGCUACCGACCCCUCCAUGUGAAAGGAUUUUAUGGACUAAUUCAAAGAGUAACCACUCCAAUCCAAGUCAAUCCGCAUUAAAUAGAACUAACCAAAGUAGUAAUCAGGAAACUGCUCCAGUGGAUUCCCUUUCUGGGAUCGGUACACACAAUAAAAUGGAAAUUAAAAGGGAAUCCAGCAGCUCACCCAUAUCAGUAAGUCCUUUGCCUUCCAAGGAAGUUAUUGAUCUGCUAAGCUCAUCUGACGGAGAGCAGGAAGAGCAUGGCGUGGUGCAUAUGGACGUUGAUGAACUUGAAGGUGAUAUUGUAAAUCGAAAAGAAGCUUUGACGCAAUCCGAACCCUCAACUGUGGAAAAUGUUGAUAGUGACAACUCCACCAACUCCCAAAGCAGCAGUAAAUCCACGAAAAGGCGACGCAGGCUAAAGCUUCAAAAUGAUGCAGAAAAUGUGGUGGACAGCUUUGAAAAGCUGAUCCUUCCUCAUCUUCGAGAGGCUCUCACUGAUCGCUAUCGUCGCCAGCAUUCUAGUAGCCUGCAGAGUCGAUUGCACUUCAUCUCCUGCGUAGUGACAAGCUCCGAGCACAAUUCACAAACCUUUAGCAAAAUUGAGGUAGCCAAGAUGCAAAUGAAUCUCAAAGCAGCCGACAAUCGCCAAGCUAUCGAAUUUCUUCUAAAAGAAAUUGUCAACGUGGUGAGUCUGCAGAAACAACGUCGUCGGGAGCAGGAUGAGGAGCAAAAGCUUACAAAUUUAUUAAGCCCCAAAAAAACAGCAUCCAUAAUUGAGGAAACCCCUAAGGCGUCCACAUUACGUCCAAUCCAGCAGUGUUCUAUUCCACCAACGGCUCAGGAUAGUUCUCCAGCUAUAUCACAUCCAUCCUCUCCUGUCCGCCAAUCAACUCCGCCAGUUGUAUCUCCCUUUCAGAAACAUCACUCUUCUCCAGUCCGUCAGUCCCCACCGCCAACUCAGCACAGUCCUAUUUCCGCCACUGCUCAGCAGAGCUCCCCAAUAAUGUCAGCCCGUCAAAAAACUCCAUCUCCUCCAACCCGCCAAUCUUUAACGCCCAUCCUUGAGGAUCCUAAAGACUCACCUGCACAGCAGGGUUCAACUCGUCAGAAAACUCGGUCGUCACCUGCCUGCCAAACGACACCAGUCGAAGAUGUUUCUGAAAGCCCUGCUCCUAGUCUGGAAAAUCCUUCCUCUUCGGCGAAACUGGAAUCCGUUCCCGUUGGGUUUCCAUUUCUCGCCAUGGAUCCCGCACUAUGCAAUUAUACGCGCCUAGCUUGUGAAUCAAAAAUAAACGAACCUUUUGAACAUUUGGGCGACAUGAUGGCGCAGAAUUUGGUUGAAAUCGAUCGUCGUUUGAUGGAAAAUCAAAAUCGUCGCAGCAUUCUGGAUGAUAUGAUAAUAAAGUUUCAGAAGGAGAAAUCUGAACUCGAGAUGGUGAAUCUAGAACUACAGAGUAGCAGGCUUCUACUGAUUAACUCCAUGAUUUCUAGAAAUCAGGCUUCUUCUGCUCAAGUCACUAACUCCAAAAGCAAAGCACCUGCGGCUGAAACUGCUCCGGAAUCAACGCACGAGGACAGUUUUAGCAAAGGAGGGAUAGCCAGGCGAACUAGAAGUAGAUUAAGAAGAGCUGUCUUGGUCCUGGCACCCAAGCGUCAAGUCAGGGUACAAAAACGAGUUUCCAAAAAACGUAAAUUAGGCGAAUUAGUGGAGAAAUCCCAUGAAGAGAUUGCUGAACAAGAUACCAAUAAAAUGGAUUCUGAAACGAGCAUUCAAUCAAAUUUCAAGGAAGAGCGGUUGGAUGUGUCAGCUGGUGACCAAGUAGCUGACUCCUCGUCCUCGUCCACCGCCAAACAUGCACAAUCGCGCCUCAGCAAGCCAAGUGUUACAGUCAAUCCGACCCACCAGCCACUGGCUAUAAUACCACCACUACCACCCCCACCACCGCCUCCCGAACCAAUCUGCCACAUGUCCUACGAAGCGCGCAGCUCCUUCCUUAAGGAACCACUGCACGAGCCUGGUCACCAGUGGUCAGAUCUGAAUUCCGAAGGGAAGUGCUCUGUAGGUUUUGUGCCGAAGGGAAAAUUGCAAAAUGUCGGCAGCCCCAUUACCCAAAUAAAGAUCUACAGGAAGUACGUGAUAGCUGCAGCCGAGGAUGGGGAUAUCUACAUGUUCCACCUGGUCACUCACAAGCUGGAGCGAAAGAUCACCAAGCACAGCGAGGCUAUCACGAAUAUGUGCCUCAGCGAAGAGGAUUCCAUUCUCUACACCACCUCAGCGGAUGGCUUUUUUAAGAAGUCAUCGCUCCUGAAUCUGGAGCGGGUCAUAGAAACGGUGUACCUCAAAGAGCCCUUGCAAUCGCUAGACGUCGCCUGGGGAUUUGCCUUUAUUGGCAGCCGAUGGGGUCAAAUCUCUACCUUCAACGUAGUGACAAACAAGGUGAUGGAACAGCCCUUGGUAUCAACCGGCCAAUCCAUCAUUGCCAUUAAGGCCACCAACCAAGGUGUUCGGAGGAUCCUUGUGCUGGGAUGCAAAGGAAAUUUUGUCCAAAUGCAUGAUGCGGGCAACGGACUGCUGCUGCGUCGCGUAUUUAUUGCAGAGGGCCUAAAUAUCUACAGUCUGCUUCUAGAUGAAAAGCACAUGUAUUGCGGAACGCAGAAAAAUGAGAUACAUCAGUUGGAGUUUUAUACUGGAAACUUGGUCACCAAGUUUAGCUGUGGAAAUGGCGCUGUUGCUAUUGCGUCCUAUGGAGAGCGUUAUUUGCUAGUCGGCUGCUACGAUGGCUUUAUUUACGUCCUGAACAAGAUAACUGGAACUCAAGUGGGUCGUUUCGAGGGCGCUGGUCGCAUGGUCUUAGCCCUUUCGGUUGCUGGCGAUAAGAUCGUCACAUCUUCUAAAGAUAACUCGCUGGAGAUUCUGGAGGUGCCCUCAGCAUUGGUAAAUGGCUAUUAAGACGCGUAUCAUAAUUGGUAUAAAUCGGAUUUAAUUUAAUAAUUUUUACACACAAUCUUGUUUGUAUA